Molecule: messenger RNA, 515 nt
Organism: Cylas formicarius (sweet potato weevil)
Lineage: Eukaryota; Metazoa; Arthropoda; Insecta; Coleoptera; Brentidae
Product: ejaculatory bulb-specific protein 3-like
Exons: 2
Coding region: 64-450 (128 amino acids)
Source: RefSeq, a predicted model, not a curated record
GCGGAGGAAGCGGCCGUUUAAAAAUUUCAAAUUAACAUUUCGGGAAGCAUCAACCUGACGAAAAUGAAAGUUUUAUUGUUAUUGGCGUUCGCCGCCGUAUGCGGCUUGGCUUCCUGCAGACCGCAGGAGGAGAAGUACACCACCAAAUACGAUAACGUCGAUCUGGACGCCAUUUUGAAAAACGAUAGACUGCUAAGGAACUACAUCGACUGCGUGAUGGGAAAGAAAAGCUGCACCAAAGACGGAGAAGAACUUAAAAGGGUAUUACCGGACGCCAUCAAGACAGGCUGCUCGAAAUGUAACGAGACGCAGCGAAACGGCGCCAAGAAAGUAGCCAGAUACCUAAUCAAAAACAAACCCGAAUGGUGGGCGGAACUGGAAAAAACUUUCGAUCCAGACGGCACCUACAGGAAAAAAUACGAAGCGGAAAUCAAAUCCGAAGGUUUUUAAUUAUAUUGAGACAAAUUUUUAACGUCGUGUUAUAUAUUUAUAAAAUAAAAGACAACUAUCGAUCA